AUUGCGCAGCGUCAGUUUUUGACUUAGAUUUUCGUGACGGCAAUUGGAGAACUUUGCGCCCUAUAAAAGCGGGACCACCUCGCGUACGCUACCAGUCUUACAUCAGGGGCCACGCUAUGAUGAAUGCCCUUACUGUAUUGCUCCUGUGCCUAACGGCUGCGUAUGCGGUACCAGUACACUUUCCUGCUGAGACAACGGUGAUUUACAAUUACUAUGCCGACGUGAAAACCGAGGUUAUCGAGCCAGCGCGAUAUGCCUCCCAGUUCGGGCUCACCGGACAACUUCACAUAACGAAGGAUGUCAGCGAUCCAUCUUUAAAUAAUGCCUAUUAUGUCAAAUUAAACAACCUAAAGUAUGGCAUGUACAAUGGCAUGAUCGCUGUACAUCACCAACCGGUCGAAGUUGUCCAGGAACUCGGAGAUGCCGCACAGCAAAUCCAAGAACCGUUCAUGAUUGUUUAUGACGAAAAUGGCAGGUUCCAAGGCAUCAAGAUGCCGGAAACCGAGAGCGGUUGGUCCAGGAACAUCAAGCAAGGUAUCGCCUCGAUGCUGCAAUUGGAUCUGGCUCGCAUGCAAAUGCAGACCCCGAUGAAGCCGCACGGUUUCGUCACGCAUGAGAACACCAUCCACGGCACCUGUCACGUCGCCUACGAUGUUCACCCGAGAAGCCCGAUGACGAAUCCAGAGAACGCCAAUGUCUUCGUCGUCACGAAAAUGCACGAUUUGAAAAACUGCAGCCAUUUCGUUCAACGUGUCUUCGAUAACUUCGAGUGCGAGAGGUGUCACGUAGAGUCUGUGGAUGACAUGACUGCUUCCGCCAGAAGAGUCUUUGAGAUCAAACAGCUGCAGAACAAUGAUAUUCUCAUCGAGCGUCUGGUUGCUCACUCGGCUAUUAAUUAUUUCCCUUUUAAUGGCCAUUCUGAGGCUCACUUCAUCUCAACCAACACUACCUUGAGCCUGCAUUCCGUGAUACCGAUGACGGAGGUUCCUGUGUUGGCUGUGAACAUUCAGAACGUGCCUAUGAUUCGCGACGUCACUUUCAACAAGCCGAUGGGAAAUUACGCUCUCCACGCUGCCGAAGAUCUCACUCACGGCCGGCAUACUGUGAAAUUGGACAUGCUCAUUCCUAAACUUAAAAAGAUGUUGGUCGAAGCGGCUGAUUAUCUUGAAGAAAAUCACUUGGAGGCCAAAGAACCCGAAUGGAAGCACGGGCACACCAUCAAUAGGCUGCAGCACAUUAUGACCUACAUGGAUCUGGGUUCACUUGAGCAAGUUUACAACGCUAUUCAGGAUUUGAAGAUGCCUAAGGAAGUUAUGAUGAAGAACAUCUUCCUGCGAAUGAUUCCGACCGUGGGCACGACCGCUGCCAACCACUUCGUGCGCAAUGUCGUUCGCAAGCACAAAGUGACCGACGAUACUGCCGUCACGAUGCUGAUGAGAUUGUCGAUGCAUGUCAAAGUACCAUCGGAAAGAUUGCUUCUGGAAAUGGAAGACCUGUUGAAAUUGGGUAGCACUGUAUCGCCGCACGUCAGAAAGGCCAGCAUCCUUUGCUUCUCUAUUUUGAUUCGCAAGACGUUUAUGCAUCAACAGAGCGACAUCGUCAAUCCUCUUCUCGAGAGAUAUGUUCACCGUUUCCUCGAUCAUGUCAUGAACGAGCAAUCAUACGAGAUGAAAGUGGUAUAUCUGAUGGCGAUGAAGAACGUACAAGUAGGUAACAUCGAAAAGCUGUUGGAGCCGAUCAUUCGUGGCGACGUAAUGGUAUCCGAGAACCCACAUCAUAUUCGCGUUGAAGCGAUCUGGGCCAUCAGAAAGGCAGUCGCCGAUAAAGUCGAGUACACUCACAACUUGCUCUGGCCUAUUCUCGCUGAUGUUACUCUACCGCUGUCCAUCAGGAUUGUCGCCUAUGACGUCUUGAUGAGCCAGAUGCCAAACAUGGAACGUAUCAUGAACAUGUACUGGCUCAUGAUACGCGAACGGAACAAUCAUCUGUACAAUUAUCACCUUACGACUCUGAAAGGUCUCGCUAAUUCCGUGGAUCCUUGCCUUACGCCAGUUCGCGAAAUGGCCAGGAAGGUCUUGCGCUUCACGAGGAUCAGACCGGUCACCACUCAACUCUCGUCUAAAUAUUUCGUCGAUUCUACUGAUCCUAUGUACGAAUAUGGCGAAUCCUUGAAUACCGCCUGGAUUCUCGAUGAAUUGACUGGCAUGCCAUACGCUGGAUACGUCGAACAUCACACCUCGAUGGCACGUAAACCCGUCGACAGAUUUGGCGUCUAUUGGAGUGCCUAUGGCAUGGAUGAGAUUAUGAAGGUAGUCAAGAAGGAAUUAGUCGGCACCACGGUGGAAAAUCUCGCCAACAAGAACGUGCAGAACGUCUUGAUUCGCGCCGCGCAGGACAUGCCGAUGAGGAAACCAAUUCACGUCGACAUUUGCGUCACGAUGAACGGCCUCGUCGUCGCUGUCAAUCACUACGACCAGAACACCUUCAGAAAUAUGUUCGACGACACGCACCACGUACUGAAGCAAACGAUGGCCGGCAAUUUCCAGGAAAUCAUGUACGAGACCCAUUACGAGAUGCAGGUACCCACCGACAUGGGUCUGCAGGGAGUUUUCAGUACCAGGAUACCACAGUUAUGGUCGCUCAGAUUCAACAACCUUCGUACCGACGUCAAGAAGCCGUCCAUGAACAUAAAGUUCGACGUCGACACUCGCGUCUGGAGGCAUGGCGAAUACGCCAUGUCGAUUUACAAUCCGAUCAUCGACGUCUGGCACUCGAUUCGCCGCUCCUUCGCCCAAGACAUCAUCCUGCCCGUGCAGAUGAGCGUCGGUUACAACCACGAGGCGAAGAGUCUCAAAAUCACCAUGCCGAGACUGCCUGUCACCAAACAGUCGAUCGCCGGAGUACGAUCCUACGCGAAGAACCUGGUGACCAUCUCCGGGGAUGAACAGGACAUUCUUAAGACCUGCUGCGCUCCCUGCCAUCAUCACACGGUUGUCACCACCGGCGAGAGAAAGAAUCAUCACGACGCCGUAGAUUCCAAGGACAUGGGCCUUAAAUAUAGCAUGUCGAUCUUCGACUGCGAGAAUGAGAUCACCCCGAUGACUAACGCCGAGGAAUGGCAUCGUGCACUCUCCGCGGAACAUAAGAACACUUGGAACUCGAGGUUGCUUCAAUACUACUUUGGCAUCCGUCAGAAAUUAAUCAACGAGUUUAUGUCACCGAAAAUGGGUAACUGUGGAAUGAUGAUGAAGAUGGAACCUAGCAUCGUUCAUCCUACGUCGCAUGUCGAUUUGAACGUAAGAGUCAACGUGGAGGAUGUCGAUCACAUUCAUGAAAAGAUGCACGCUCUUAGCAGCAACAAGAUCAACGUACGCGGUACUCUCGACGCCAAAGCAGCUUCCACAAACGAAUCGAUCCGCUCGUGGGACGUGAAUGUGAACAUUGACAUGUCUCCGGGACACGUGGUCAACAAUUUCAAAGUUCAGAUGACGAGAGAGACUCCGGGAGAAAAGAAUUGGAAGAUCUGCGUAGACGCACAGAAGAAUUACCCAGUCGUCGAUACGGAUCCCUUGAAAAUCGACACCACUAAAGAGGAGACCAACAACAAGAUUACCGUCACAGCAGGCUUUACGGACGACGAUAAAUGUGUCCGUGAUGAUAUGAUGAUUGUGAUGACUCUCAAGGGUGAGAUGACGGAAGAACAGAAGAGGCAAAUGACGCACGACAAUAUGCAUAGCGCUUGCGUCAAAGACACCCAAAACCCACAAUUUCAGACCAGGCAAGGCCACAUUGCCAAGACCAUGAAUUGCCUCCGUGAGACCAUACACUACACGACCAUGAAGAGAUACACCAUUAACGCAACAUACAAGAAAGUGCCUGUACAAGUACUCUCGCAUCUCGCCAUGAUUGAAGAUUACAUUCGCGCGAUGCAUUUGUCACACGUGAGGUACAUCGUGGACCGUGCUGAAAGCGGUAACGCUAAGAUCGUCGUCGAAUACUCCUCCGAUCUGAGUCACGUCAAUGCGACCGUCGUCACUCCGGUCAGCGGAUACGAGUACGUCCAAGUUCCCUUGCAUCGACAUCUCUUCGAGGGCUUGGCUGUGAAUAAAUCAAUGCACACGCAUCCACAAUGGCACUCCGUCAUGGACAAUACUCGUUUCUCCGUAGGUGCUGUGCACAAAGUGACGCAGGGCCAAGCUAAGAUCUGCACCAUCUACCCGCAAGCAUUGGUCACCUUGGACGAGGGCGUGAUUCCAUUCGUGGUGUUCGAUAAAUGGACCCUUGUGUCCGGCGAUCACGUCGACCGGACGUAUGCCAUCUUCGUGAAAUCCAUGCAGGGUACCAAGCUGGCCGUGAAGAUGUACAUUGCCGAUCACGAGAUGGAGAUCGUACCGAACGAGGUCAAUGCCGUCGUCACCGUAGACGGUAGCGUAGUCAAUCAGCACGAGAAGGGAGUCGUAGUGCCGAAAGAUGAACCGAAGUCUUAUGCAUUCAAACUCACCGAGAACAACGAGCACCUUGUGGUCCAAUCGCAACGCGUGCCGGUGAUGUUAAUGUGGACCCCCAGCAGCGUGACCAUGAUGUUGGACACCACUCUGCAAGGUCACGUGACCGGCGUGUGCGGACACAUGGAUGGCAUGCAUAAAGAGAAACUUCCCAAGAUUUACACCGUUGUGAAUCUUUAAUUAUAUAAUAUAAUGUAACUUCAAUUCAUGUAAAACACAAUCUUUCUCUUAUCAAAGGUAAAUUCCCGGUACUGAGUACCGUUUUAAAUAAUCAUAGGUUUAAAGCACAAUUUUUGUUCAAUAACAAAAUACAGCACAGAUGGUAGCGUAGGAAAAGCAAAGAGAAAUAACACACAAUAAAUCUUUAUUUUCCAAUUA
This is a messenger RNA of Wasmannia auropunctata (little fire ant), 4883 nucleotides long. RefSeq lists its product as uncharacterized. Gene Ontology annotation, biological process: lipid transport. The transcript is spliced from 17 exons. Lineage: Eukaryota; Metazoa; Arthropoda; Insecta; Hymenoptera; Formicidae. The coding region runs from base 117 to 4685 and encodes 1522 amino acids. The record is from RefSeq and is a predicted model, not a curated record. Gene Ontology annotation, molecular function: lipid carrier activity.